UCAUGUUUGAGGAAGUAAAACUGUCUCAGUCUCAGUUAUCGAGAGGAGAAAUGGCACAGAAAGGAGUUCAGCUGGACCAGGAAACCUUUUCUUGUUCCAUCUGUUUGGAGGUUUUAAAGGAUCCGGUGACUAUUCCCUGUGGACACAGUUACUGUAUGAACUGUAUUAACAACUACUGGGAUGAAGGAGAGAAGAAACUCCCCAGCUGUCCUCAGUGUAGAAAGACAUUUAUACCGAAGCCUGUGCUGGUGAAAAGCACCAUUUUAGCUGAUUUAGUGGAGCAGAUGAAGAAGACUGGACUCCAAGCUGCUCCUGCUGAUCACUGCUAUGCUGGACCUGAAGAUGUGGCCUGUGAUUUCUGCUCUGGAAGAAAACUGAAAGCUGUCAAGUCCUGUUUGGUCUGUCUGGCCUCUUACUGCGAGAAUCACCUUCAACCUCAUCAUGAUUCAUCUACAUUCAAGAAACACAAGCUGGUGGAUCCGUCCAAGAACCUGCAGGACAACAUCUGCCCCCGUCAUGAUGAGGUGAUGAAGAUGUUCUGUCGUACUGAUCAGAAGUGUAUCUGUUAUCUCUGCUCUGUGGAUGAACAUAAAGGCCACGACACAGUCACAGCUGCAGCAGAAAGGACUGAGAGGCAGAGAGAGAUGGAGGUGAGUCGACAACAAAUCCAGCAGGAGAUCCAGGACAGAGAGAAAGAUGUGAAGCUGCUUCAGCAGGAGGUGGAGGCCAUCAAUCAGUCUGCUGAUAAAACAGUGGAGGACAGUGAGGAGAUCUUCACUGAGCUGAUCUCUCUCCUCCAGAAAAGAAGCUCUGAUGUGAAGCAGCAGAUCAGAUCCCAGCAGGAAAGUGAAGUGAGGAGAGUCAGAGAGCUGGAGGAGAAGCUGCAGCAGGAGAUCACUGACCUGAAGAGGAGAGACGCUGAGGUGAAGCAGCUCUCAGACAUCAAGGACAAUAACCAGUUUCUCCACAACUACCCCUCACUGUCACCACUCAGUGAGUCCACACACUCCUCCAGCAUCAGCAUCCGUCCUCUCAGAUACUUUCAGGAUGUGACAGCAGCUGUGUCAGAGGUCAGAGGUCAACUACAGGACAUCCUGAGAGACAUGUGGACAAACAUCUCUCUGACCAUCACUGAUGUGGAUGUUUUACUGUCAGAUUCACAAUCAGAACCAAAGAGCAGAGCUGGAUUCUUGAAAUAUUCAUGUGAAAUCACUCUGGAUCCAAACACAGUAAAAACAUCACUGUUACUGUCAGAGGAGAACAGAAAGGUGACUUAUAUGGAGAAAUGUCAGUCUUAUUCUGAUCAUCCAGACAGAUUCACUACAUGUUCUCAGGUCCUGAGUAGAGAGAGUCUGACUGGACGUCAUUACUGGGAGGUGGAGAAGAAAGCAGGUGGAGUUGAGGUAGCAGUUUCAUACAAGAAUAUCAGCAGAUCAGGGGAUGAAAGUGGAUUUGGAUUUAAUGACAAAUCUUGGUCACUAGGUUGUUCCUCAGACAGUUAUGUAUUUUGGUACAACACCAUCCAAACCUCCAUCUCAGGUCCUCAGAGCUCCAGAAUAGGAGUUUACCUGGAUCACAGAGCAGGUGUUCUGUCCUUCUACAGCGUCUCUGAAACCAUGACCCUCCUCCACAGAGUCCAGACCACCUUCACUCAGCCGCUACACGCUGGAGUUUGGGUUGGUUUAACUGAUGGAGCCUCAGCUGAGUUCUUUCAGCCACAGAUCAACCCCCACAAGCUGCAGGCCCUGAUGGAGUCCUGCAGUCCUGCCAAGCAUCACACCAACAAAGACUGUGAUGAACCUGCAGCCUUCACAGAAGUAAAACUGUCUCAGUCUCAGUUAUCGAGAGGAGAAAUGGCACAGAAAGGACUUCAGCUGGACCAGGAAACCUUUUCUUGUUCGAUCUGUUUGGACCUUUUAAAGGAUCCGGUGACUAUUCCCUGUGGACACAGUUAUUGUAUGAACUGUAUUAACAAGUACUGGGAUGAAGGAGAGAAGAAACUCCCCAGCUGUCCUCAGUGUAGAAAGACAUUUAUACCGAAGCCUGUGCUGGUGAAAAGCACCAUUUUAGCUGAUUUAGUGGAGCAGAUGAAGAAGACUGGACUCCAAGCUGCUCCUGCUGAUCACUGCUAUGCUGGACCUGAAGAUGUGGCCUGUGAUUUCUGCUCUGGGAGAAAACUGAAAGCUGUCAAGUCCUGUUUAGUCUGUCUGGCCUCUUACUGCGAGAAUCACCUUCAACCUCAUCAUGAUUCAUCUACAUUCAAGAAACACAAGCUGGUGGAUCCCUCCAAGAACCUGCAGGACAACAUCUGCCCCCGUCAUGAUGAGGUGAUGAAGAUGUUCUGUCGUACUGAUCAGAAGUGUAUCUGUUAUCUCUGCCCUGUGGAUGAACAUAAAGGCCACGACACAGUCUCAGCUGCAGCAGAAAGGACUGAGAGGCAGAGAGAGAUGGAGGUGAGUCGACAACAGAUCCAGCAGAAGAUCCAGGACAGAGAGAAAGAUGUGAAGCUGCUUCAGCAGGAGGUGGAGGCCGUCAAUCAGUCUGCUGAUAAAACAGUGGAGGACAGUGAGGAGAUCUUCACUGAGCUGAUCUCUCUCCUCCAGAAAAGAAGCUCUGGUGUGAAGCAGCAGGUCAGAUCCCAGCAGGAAACUGAAGUGAGGAGAGUCAGAGAGCUGGAGGAGAAGCUGCAGCAGGAAAUCACUCACCUGAAGAGGAGAGACGCUGAGAUGAAGCAUCUCACAGACAUCGAGGACCACAACCAGUUUCUCCACAACUACCCCUCACUGUCACCACUCAGUGAGUCCACACACUCCUCCAGCAUCAGCAUCCGUCCUCUCAGCUACUUUGAGGAUGUGACAGCAGCUGUGUCAGAGGUCAGAGGUCAACUACAGGACAUCCUGAGAGACAUGUGGACAAACAUCUCACUGACCAUCACUGAUGUGGAUGUUUUACUGUCAGAUUCACAAUCAGAACCAAAGAGCAGAGCUGGAUUCUUGAAAUAUUCAUGUGAAAUCACUCUGGAUCCAAACACAGCAGACAAAGAGCUGUUACUGUCAGAGGAGAACAGAAAGGUGACUUUUAUGGACGAAGAUCAGUCUUAUUCUGAUCAUCCAGACAGAUUCACUGAAUGGUCUCAGGUCCUGAGUAGAGAGAGUCUGACUGGACGUCAGUACUGGGAGGUGGAAAAGAAAGCAGAUGAAGUUGAUGUAGCAGUUUCAUACAAGAAUAUCAGCAGAUCAGGGGAUGAAAGUUUAUUUGGAUGUAAUGACAAAUCUUGGUCACUAGAUUGUUCCUCAGACAGUUAUGUAUUUUGGUACAACGACAUCAAAACCUCCAUCUCAGGUCCUCUGAGCUCCAGAAUAGGAGUUUACCUGGAUCACAGAGCAGGUGUUCUGUCCUUCUACAGCGUCUCUGAAACCAUGACCCUCCUCCACAGAGUCCAGACCACCUUCACUCAGCCGCUCUACGCUGGAGUUUAUGUUGGUGACACUGAUGGAAACUCAGCUGAGUUCUGUAAACUCAAAUAGAUGCAUUUCCUCUUCAUGUUUUCAUCUCAGUUUUUAUUGAUUUUCUUUUCUUCUCAGAGAUGAACGUCUCAAACUCUGAUCAAUGGAGGGACGGAAUAUUCAUAUUAUUAACAUCUUUUAUUUCAGUAUAAAAACACAGAAAUAAGCCUGUGUUGUAAUUGUUGUUAAUUGUCAGUUUGGAUGUGUUUCUAUGUUGUAUUUCUCUUUUCUUCCACUUCAUGGACUCCAACAAAG
Messenger RNA from Cololabis saira (Pacific saury), 3761 nucleotides. RefSeq lists its product as uncharacterized. Gene Ontology annotation, molecular function: protein binding; zinc ion binding; procollagen-lysine 5-dioxygenase activity. The record is from RefSeq and is a predicted model, not a curated record. Lineage: Eukaryota; Metazoa; Chordata; Actinopteri; Beloniformes; Belonidae.